ACGCGGAGUAAAGCUUCAAGAAGUCGGGGUAAGCUCCCGGUAAAGCUCCCGUGGGGUCGUCGUAUCAAGCCGAGGCAUGAUUAGUGAUGAUGGCGUUCGCUUAAAUAUAGGUAGGUACAAGUACCUUAUUGUCCCUAUUCCUGGCUAAAGGGUUGACGGCAUCUUAUACCUAAGAAUUGACCUGCGAUGUCUGCUCCCAAAGAUCAACCCACCGACGCUCGAUCCAGGCUUCGCUCUCAUUUUGAAGGAGCAGACCCCUCCACUCACGGCUCCAAAUGGGACGACCUCUGGAAAGAAGGCUGGCUUCCCUGGGAUAGGGGAACUCCCAAUCCAGCACUUGUUGAUUUACUUGCUGAGCGUCAAGAUCUCUUCCCAGCUAAGCAAGGACGGAGAAAGGCUUUAGUCCCUGGGUGCGGGAAGGGAUAUGAUGUCUUGCUAUUGAGCUCAUGGGGAUAUGACGCCUAUGGCCUCGAGGUCUCAAAGAAUGCCUUAGAAGUUGCAAAGCAGAACCAGAAGGAGGUGGAUGGUAAGGGUGUUUAUGAGACGAAGGAAGGUGUGCAGAAGGGAAAGGUCACGUGGUUGUCUGGAGACUUCUUCACGGACGAGUUCUUGAAAGACGUCGAGGGCGAGCCAACUUUCGAUUUGAUCUAUGACUAUACCGUACGUUUUCCCCUUCAAUAUAUAUACGGCUUUUAAUAGGGUUCAGUUCUUGUCCGCGCUUCCACCUUCGAUGAGGCCUGCGUGGUCGAAACGCUUCGUGGAGCUUCUUGCGCCGGAAGGACGAGUCGUAUGCCUGGAAUUCCCCACGUAUAAGCCGCCUUCAACUGGUGGACCGCCGUGGGCCCUCCCGCCUAAGAUAUAUAUGGCUCACCUGCCUCGACCCGGUGAGAAUCUACCAUAUGCCG
Amorphotheca resinae ATCC 22711 is the source of this 905-nucleotide messenger RNA. RefSeq lists its product as hypothetical. Gene Ontology annotation, molecular function: S-adenosylmethionine-dependent methyltransferase activity. The record is from RefSeq and is a predicted model, not a curated record. The coding region runs from base 187 to 696 and encodes 169 amino acids. The transcript is spliced from 2 exons. Lineage: Eukaryota; Fungi; Ascomycota; Leotiomycetes; Helotiales; Amorphothecaceae.